Molecule: messenger RNA, 576 nt
Organism: Fusarium pseudograminearum CS3096
Lineage: Eukaryota; Fungi; Ascomycota; Sordariomycetes; Hypocreales; Nectriaceae
Exons: 2
Coding region: 1-576 (191 amino acids)
Biological process (GO): DNA synthesis involved in DNA repair; DNA-templated DNA replication
Cellular component (GO): delta DNA polymerase complex
Molecular function (GO): DNA-directed DNA polymerase activity
Source: RefSeq, a predicted model, not a curated record
AUGCCCACCACUCGACGAUCCGCUGCCAGCGCUCGCAGCAGGGGCCUGCCCGCCAAGAAACAGUCAACUCUCAGCUUCUCAAAUAAAGUGACAAAGCCUGUGCCGAAGAACACCAAGAAGUCUAUCAUUUCACCUUCUGUUAGCAAGAUUGAUCCCAGUCAGCUUGUAAAGGAGAAAGAGACAGAUGACAUUGUCGACGACGAGCCCGCGGUUGCGGAGCUUGAGGCAGCCCCAGAGCCUGUCAAGUCUGAGUUGGAGCUGCAAGCAGAAAAGGUCACGGAUGCGCAAAUCAAAAAGUACUGGAAGUCCAUUGAAAAGCAAUGGUCUACUCCUCGCCUACACCAGCAAGACGUAUCCCAAAAUGAGAGAGUUCUUCGAUAUUUCGACGUGAGCUCACAAUACGGUCCCUGUAUCGGCAUGCCUCGCAUGAAGCGCUGGAAGCGGGCGGACCGUCUGGGACUUAACCCUCCCAUUGAGGUUCUCGCUGUCCUCAUGAAAGAAGAGAGCAAGGGGAACGACCAAAUUGAAACGGCACAUAUGGACGAGAUCCUCAACUCCAUUGCCGUGGAAACUUGA